Messenger RNA from Pelobates fuscus (common spadefoot toad), 4572 nucleotides. RefSeq names its product alpha-2-macroglobulin-like. NCBI's taxonomy places the organism in Eukaryota, Metazoa, Chordata, Amphibia, Anura, Pelobatidae. Bases 70 to 4452 code for a protein of 1460 amino acids. The transcript has 36 exons. Gene Ontology annotation, cellular component: extracellular region. The record is from RefSeq and is a predicted model, not a curated record. Gene Ontology annotation, molecular function: endopeptidase inhibitor activity.
GAUAAUUUAUAGUGAACAUUUAAGAUCUAUCCAGCACAGUAACAGAGAGGAUACACAGAGCAGUGUACAAUGCUUCCUCGGCUCCUGCUUCUGGGACUAAUCGUGCUUUUCUUCACUGGAGCAGUGGUAGGAAAACUGCAUUAUGCUGUCAUUGUCCCUUCAGAGAUCCAAGCUUUGCGUUCUCAGCUUGCUUGUUUGCACGUGAACGGCGCAACGAGUCAGACCAGUGUAAAGCUCACCCUUAGCAUGAGCAGUCAACAAACAACACUAAUGGAAAAGACAUUUCAGGCGAAAGAAAUGUUUUCAUGUAUUCCAUUCCAGGCUCCAAAAUCCACUAAUAAUGAUGAUGAAGUUGCUACAAUAAAUGUUUUUAUUGAAACUACAUGUGACUCAAUAACCAGGCAAACAAAUGUUCUCCUGAAGAAGCAAAGGUCCAAUAUUGUCGUCCAAACAGACAAACCUGUGUACAAACCAGGACAAACUGUGAAAUUCCGGGUAUUAUCACUAAAAGAAAAUCUCCAGCCAGAUUUACAUAAGAUUCCGUUCAUUGAAUUACAGGAUCCAGAAAAGAACCGUAUCGGGCAAUGGCUGAAUGUGACUCCAAAUCAGGGAAUUUCCGAUUUCUCCUUUGCUCUUUCACCAGAACCCAUUCUGGGAGAUUAUACCAUCAUGAUCAAACACACUGCCCAUAUCUUCAGUGUGGGUGAAUAUGUUCUUCCAAAGUUCGAGGCCAUUCUUGAGAUCCCUUCAGUGAUCAUGUUUAACAGUGCCAAGUUCCCGGUUAAAAUAUGUGGCAGGUAUACAUAUGGUAAACCAGUCCAAGGUGUAUGUCAUGCUAGUCUUUGCCGAAAAAAAAAAUAUCGCUAUCACUACUGGUAUGGGGAACCUAUUGACGAUUUGCCAAACAAUCUGUGUCACAACAUCACUGGAAAGUUGGACAGAUCUGGCUGCUUUAGAACAGAAGUGAAUUCUCAGCAUUUAAAUCUAACUAAAUCGAAUAUGGAAAUGAGCAUGGAAGGCACAGCUUCAGUCAUAGAGGAUGGCACAGGUAUUGAGAUAUCCACAUCCAGUAGAACUACAAUAUCAAAUGUAAUCAAAAUAGUGUCCUUUGUUAACCCUGUUACAACUUACAAGCCGGGGAUUCCAUACAUUGGGAUGCUGAAGCUUGAAGAUGCCACUGGCCAACCUAUCCCAGACAACAGGAUCUAUCUCACCUAUAGUAAUAGUAGAUUUAAGAAAACACUGGUAACUGAUGAGAAUGGUUACGCUUCCUUCAAGCUAGAUAAUACAAUCGCCUGGAUCGGACGCACUUACUUAACGGCCAAGACAAUUGAGAUGUAUCAGUCAUACAGAUAUUCUGAAAUUAUCAAGCCGCUAUAUAGCUUUGCAGAUCUCUUCCUUCGACCCUUCUACUCUGCCAGUAACAGUUUCCUUGAGAUACACUCCCUGACUAAGGUUCUACCAUGUGAUGGUAACCAGAAAAUACAAGUAGAUUAUAUUAUUAAACAAACAGUACUAAAUGCAGAGAUCAAGAGUUUGGAUUUACAUUAUUUGGUGGCUUCUAAAGCUUCUCUCUGGGAUGCUGGAACUAUAGAAAUACUUGUAGAACGUGAAAGUGAAGAUCUGAUGGGCACGACCUCAUUUAACCUCCCACUAAGUGCGGAUGUGUCUCCAAAUCUUCAAGUCCUUGUAUAUAUUUUACUAUCAAAUGGGGAGAUUGUUGCUGAUUUAGCCAAAAUUAAAGUUGAGAUAUGCCUGAAAAAUAAAGUAUCAGUUGGGUUCUCCACAGGUGAAGUCCUCCCUGGAUCAAAUGUUUAUUUACAGAUUCAGGCAGGAGCUGGAUCCCUCUGUGGUAUUAGAGUUGUGGACCAGAGUGUGGUAUUAAUGAAACCUGAAAGAGAGCUGACAGCUGAUAAAGUUCGUUCUCUAUUUCCCUUUAAUGAUUUCGGAACAUACGAUUAUCGAAUACAAGAAUAUGAAGAUUUUUGUUUACCUGCCGGAGGUGUCUCCAUUGCUGGCCGUCAAACUAUUUAUUCCAGUAGAUCAUUUUAUCCAGUAUUUUCUGGUUAUUAUGCAGAAAUGUAUGAGUUGUUUAAGAAAAUUCGUUUAAAAAUAAUGACAAACACUGAAAUAAAAAAACCUGUACAUUGCUAUAGGAGAUAUAAACGUCAAAUGAGUGAUGGCACGGAAGAAGAUGGUUCAGGAUUUGAAACACAAGAUGGAAAUAGAGUUCCAGAUGGACCAAAAAAGGAGGAAAAAGUCAGAAAAUAUUUCCCUGAGACAUGGAUAUGGCAGCUAAUGCCUGUGGGAGACUCAAGCAGUGCUGAGCUCCAUCAAACAGCUCCAGACACCAUCACAGAAUGGAAUGGGGGGGCAUUUUGCAUGGGACCCAGUGGAUUUGGUAUCUCCUCCCCAGCCUCCCUCCGGGUGUUUCAGCCAUUUUUUGUGGAUCUUACCCUGCCUUACUCUGUGGUCCAUGGCGAGUCCUUCACCCUCAAAGCCUCUGUGUUUAGCUAUUUAAAGGAGUGUAUAAAGGUGAAAAUUUCACUAGAGCAAUCUGAGGAGUUAGAUGAGGAUCCCUGUAUGGACUGUCAGCGUACUAGCUGUCUGGGUGCAGAUACAAGUAAAACCUUCUAUUGGAACCUGAAAGCCAAAAAACUGGGAGAAGUGAAUAUAACUGUCCGGACAGAAGCUGUAGAUACCCAAGAUUUAUGUGAUAAUGAGCUGCCUAUUGUUCCUAAACAGGGGAGCAUCGACAUUGUGAUUAAACCACUUCUUGUAAAGCCUGGAGGCAUUCUAGAGGAAAAAUCUCACAGCUCCCUGAUCUGCAAUAACAAAGGUGAAGAUCUGGGAAGGGAAGAUAUCUCAUUGAAGGUGCCUGAGAACACAAUUAAUGAUUCUGUGAGAGCUUAUGUUACAGUUUUAGGAGAUCAGAUGGGAAAAGCCAUGCAGAACCUGGACAGAUUGCUGGCCAUGCCAUGUGGCUGUGGGGAACAAAACAUGGUGCUCUUUGUCCCCAAUAUUUUCAUUUUACAGUAUCUGGAGAAGACUCACCAACUGAAUGAUGAGAUCCAGAAUAAAGCCAAGACUUUUCUAGAGACUGGAUACCAAGGAGAGCUCACCUACAAACAUAAUGAUGGAUCAUACAGUGCGUUUGGAAAAAGUGAUCGAGAGGGAAACACAUGGUUGACUGCUUUUGUAGUAAAGUCUUUCAGUAAGGCCCGUCCCUACAUCUUCAUUGAUGAAAGUCAUCUAACUCAUUCUUUUAAUUGGUUGAGAAACCACCGCAAUGACAGUGGCUGUUUCCUUAGCAUUGGGAAACUCUUCAAUAAUGCAAUGAAGGGUGGAGUUGAUGAUGACAUUUCUCUUUCGGCUUUUGUAACAAUAGCUCUUUUGGAGUCAGAUGUACCUCCAAAGGAUCCUUUGGUUGGAGAUGCUUUAUCUUGUCUGAGGAAGGCUGCAGUGGAUGUAAGUAACGUAUACACACAGGCUCUCCUGGCUUAUACUUUCACUUUGGCUGGAGAAACAGAUCUCAGACAACAACUGAUGGAAAAAUUAAAUAAACAAGCUGUGAGAAAAAAUGGGCAGCUUCACUGGGAGCGUCAGUCUAGCACCCAUGAGUCUGAUCUUUCAAUUUGGGAUCGUGCUUCCUCUGCAGAGGUGGAACUAACCUCAUACAUGCUCCUGACCAUGCUUUAUGGACCAGAAAAAGACCUGGGCAGAGCCUCAGAGAUAGUGAACUGGCUAAACAAGCAGCAGAAUCCAUAUGGGGGAUUCUCAUCCACACAGGACACUGUUGUAAGUCUCCAGGCUCUGGCUAAAUAUGCAGAAGUUACAUUCAGUGACAAGGGGGAUGUGACAGUCACAGUCCAGUCCCAAACAGGAGUUAUGAAGUUCCAUGUGGAUAAUACAAAUAGACUCCUUCUACAGAGUAUGCCACUGCUUGACAUUCCUUGUGAAUACACACUAACAGCCACAGGAAUUGGUUGUGUCUAUGUACAAACUGUCUUGAGAUACAAUGUCCCCCCACCUAGAAGUGAUGCCACAUUUGCAAUGAGCGUAAAUGUAAGACCAGAUCAGUGUCCUGCUGAGUCGGUGACAAAGCUUCAGAUUCACAUCACUGCUGAGUAUACAGGAUCCCGGGAGAAGUCCAAUAUGGCCAUUAUUGAGGUUAAGAUGCUGUCUGGCUUUAUCCCAGUAAAGACCUCAGUGAGGGAGCUGGAGAAGAGCACAGUGAUACAGAAAAGUGACAUUCAAAUGGACAUGGUGACCAUGUAUUUGGAUGAACUGGGACACACACCUCUUAAUCUCUCCUUCAUAGUGGAGCAGGACAUUGAAGUAAAAAAUCUGAAGCCCGCCUCCGUGAAAAUCUAUGAUUAUUAUGAGACUGGAGAAUAUGCAAUAGCUGAAUACAACUCUCCUUGUGGUUCUGAUGAGGAUACAAACAAUUAAAACUGAAGAAUGAAGAAACCAUAAUUUCAAUAAUGUUCUAGAUAAUAAUAAGAUCAUACCCAAUGGAAUACAUUUGCAUAAUUUAUGUAACCCUGAAUUAAAUAUGUUUCAUUUCUUUAA